AUGAGCUCAUCUUUCCCAUCUGUCCCAGCGGGUACUACCCACCUCACACUCAACACCGGCGCUAAGAUUCCUGUUGUGGGCUUGGGCACAUGGCAGGCCAAGCCUGGAGAGGUCGCUGCUGCCGUUGAGACUGCACUGAAGGCCGGCUACCGUCAUCUCGAUGGCGCUUGGGCAUACGAUAACGAGACCGAGGUCGGUCAAGGUAUCAAGAACUCUGGUGUUCCUCGCUCAGAGAUCUUCCUCACCACUAAGCUCUGGGGUACCUUCCACCGCAACCCGCUAGAGAACCUUAACGACUCACUCUCCCGUCUAGGCGUCGACUAUGUUGACCUCUGGCAGAUGCACUGGCCCGUCGCUAUGCCUUCUGGACAGGGUAAGAUCCCCGUCAACGAGGAUGGCAGUCGUAAGAUUGACUUUGAUCGCAACUUUACCGAGACGUGGAAGGACAUGGAGAAGAUCCUCAAUGAUGGCAGUGGCAAAGUGCGCGCCAUUGGUGUGUCCAACGUCUCUAUUCCUCGUCUGGAAGAACUCCUGGCGGAAGCUUCAGUCGUGCCAGCAGCGAAUCAGAUCGAGCUGCAUCCUUAUCUCCCUCAGCACGAUCUUGUGCGCUUCUGCCAGUCUAAGGGCAUCACACCUCAGGCCUACUCGCCGCUAGGGUCGACUGACUCACCGCUGUUGCAGGAGCCCGUGAUCACCAAGAUUGCUCAAGCGCAUGGUGUGCAGCCAGCUCAGAUCAUCAUUUCUUGGGGCGCACAGAGGGGAGUCACCGUUCUCCCCAAGUCUGUCACUCCUUCUAGGAUCGAGGCCAAUGCCAAGCUGGUCCACCUGAGUGCAGAGGAGAUGAAGGAAAUCGAUGAGCUGAGCUCGCAGGAGGGGAAGAAGAAGAGGUUCAUCAAGCCUACUUGGGGCGGGUGGGACCUCAAGUUCGAUGACUGGAAGUAG
Molecule: messenger RNA, 942 nt
Organism: Microstroma glucosiphilum
Lineage: Eukaryota; Fungi; Basidiomycota; Exobasidiomycetes; Microstromatales; Microstromataceae
Product: putative GCY1-galactose-induced protein of aldo/keto reductase family
Exons: 3
Coding region: 1-942 (313 amino acids)
Cellular component (GO): cytosol
Molecular function (GO): aldose reductase (NADPH) activity
Source: RefSeq, a predicted model, not a curated record